Tachysurus vachellii is the source of this 2544-nucleotide messenger RNA. RefSeq names its product ras-related protein Rap-2a. Lineage: Eukaryota; Metazoa; Chordata; Actinopteri; Siluriformes; Bagridae. The record is from RefSeq and is a predicted model, not a curated record. Bases 862 to 1413 code for a protein of 183 amino acids. Gene Ontology annotation, molecular function: GTPase activity; GDP binding; GTP binding. Gene Ontology annotation, biological process: Rap protein signal transduction; negative regulation of cell migration. The transcript is spliced from 2 exons. Gene Ontology annotation, cellular component: plasma membrane.
AAUCCUCUGCGCUUCGUCCAUACCGGCGUGGGUGCGGUUUGAAGCGCGUGGCCGCGCCUUUCAGGCUCCCGUCGCAGCUCCAUGCACGAGACGCUGAUGACGUGCUUUUCCUGGCGCUGGCUACGGAAGCCGAGCGAGGGACACGGUCGGUAACGCGGCGGUGCCUGUGGGUCUCCACCCGAGAGCAUGGCGGCCGCGGAUGUGUCGGUGCGCAGAAGAAGCGGGGACAUGAAACCACAGUUAAGGGACUGCUUUCUCUAAACUUCACACAUCCUGCUUCUUUAAAGACAAUCUCGAGAUUCCGGGUGCAGCUUUGUUAGCUUAGCUAAAACCGCAUCUAAUGUUAGUUAGCCGGAUGAUUUAGGACGCUGAGCUCAGCUAAUGAAACAGCCGGAAAACCUGCAACCGCCUGGACCAGUGUUUACCGGACAGAACCGCGGUGCCAGUGUUUACCCGACAGAACCGCGGUGCCAGUGUUUACCGGACAGAACCGCGGUACCAGUGUUUACCGGAAAGAACCGGUGUUUACCGGACAGAACCGCGGUGCCAGUGUUUACCGGACAGAACCGCGGUACCAGGGUUUACCCGCGGUACCAGGGUUUACCGGACAGAACCAGUGUUUUCCGGACAGACCCGCGAUAAUGCACCGCUUCUUCCCCGUUUCCUUGCGCGGACUCCGCGCCUUUGUGCGCCGCUUGUUUACUUCUCCUAGCUAAAAGCAAGAAGGCGCCAGGAGCAGCAUGGGACUCGCUCCGUCACUGUAGCUAAUCCUCCGUUUAUUACGCGUGUUAAAUGACGAAUACCGGGUGCUAGUGCACGUUUUCUGUUGUUCCCCCUCCCGUUAACGGUGUGUUACGAGCUAUGCGUGAGUACAAAGUGGUGGUGUUGGGCAGCGGCGGCGUGGGCAAGUCCGCCCUCACCGUGCAGUUCGUCACCGGCACCUUCAUAGAGAAGUAUGACCCGACCAUAGAAGACUUCUACCGCAAGGAGAUAGAAGUGGACUCGUCGCCAUCGGUGCUCGAGAUCCUGGACACGGCCGGCACGGAACAGUUCGCCUCCAUGCGCGAUCUGUACAUCAAGAACGGCCAGGGCUUCAUCCUGGUGUACAGCCUGGUGAACCAGCAGAGCUUCCAGGACAUCAAGCCCAUGAGGGACCAAAUCAUCCGUGUGAAAAGGUAUGAGAAGGUGCCGGUGAUCCUGGUGGGCAAUAAGGUGGAUCUGGAGAGUGAGCGGGAGGUGUCGGUGAGCGAGGGUCAGGCUCUGGCUGAGGAAUGGGGCUGCCCCUUUAUCGAGACCUCAGCCAAGAGUAAGACCAUGGUGGACGAACUGUUUGCCGAAAUCGUCCGACAGAUGGACUACGCAGCGCAACCUGACAAAGACGAUCCCUGCUGCUCCUCCUGCAAUAUACAAUAACCCUCCAGCAUGAGGGCUCACACAAACACACACACACACGGACACUUCACACACUGCACAUACAUGCACAAAACAUGCAGGCACAGUCAUAGACAUUUACAAAAUACUCAUCAAUUUCAGUAGAUGUUCUUUCUGCUAAAUCAGUUUUCUCAUAGUGGAAUUCAUUCUGGCGUAAUGUCCGAAUGAGGAGAUCACUUUACCUGACUGACUCACAGAGAAGUGCACUGGCCUUACGAGUGAGUGCCCUGUUUCCAAAUGGAGCUUAGUGUACACUACUCUUCAGGUUUGUUAACACUAUUUAGCCAUUGUUUCUUUUCCCAUAAGUUCUUUUCACUGUUGAUCUUUUGAUUGAAGAUGUGUUUCUAAUCAUGUAACUUAGACAGAGCUCUUAUAGUUGAGGGAUUGACCUCCACCACCUCAACCAUUAAACAUUAAUAACAGAUUGAUUAGUAGGAACAAAUAGAAUGAAACACCCACUUCAACACUACAGGAAAAAAAAAAAAACAUUUUAAACACCUCCUUUCCCUAUUUGGUCUCAAUUAUUGGAAUUGUAGACGAUUCUGGGUUUUUUUGUUUGUUUUUGUUUUUUCUUGAGAAUAAGUGUGAUAUUGUGUACCAGUUGUGUGUUUUCGUUCUGAGAUAUGAUGACAAGAAUCCAGAAAACCUCCAGAAAGCACCAGGCCUCUUUCAGUUUCUGUGCAGUUUUUAUCAUCCAGCAUAUGCUUCUGAGUUUGGGUUAAACAUUCUUCACAUGGUGCCAUCAAACUCUAAUCCAGUUCUAGCGUUUCACAAAAAAAAGGUGCACAGGGAGACAACCAAUUUCAAACAGUAAUGAAAAUCAUUGAUGUUGAUGCUGGUAGUCUAAACACAGAUAUGGAUGUUGUCAGUUCCACUCUGCCUCCUACUUCCUGUGGGCCUGUGGACUGUGUUCAUGGCCAGAAAACUGAACAGCCUGAAGCAGAUUUAAAGAGUUUGAGCCAAAACGACGAUCACUUCGGUCAGACCAGAGCGGCAAGGUGCUGUGUACUCAUUGUUGAUUUUAUAUUUUUUUAUGUGAACAUUUACUCUGUCCUUCCUGAAUGAAUGGUGACACUCUUUCAUUUGGCACCACAAUAAAGUGUGUUCAACACA